UUGGCACAGCUUGGAUCGGAUUGACUGAUAGACAAACUGAGGGGCGGUGGCGAUGGUCUACCAAUAGGACUCUUGGUUCAUUCAACGACUGGGCGAGCGGUAAUCCUAACAACUAUUUGAACGCGGAACACUGCGUGGCAUUUCGCAGGGAAGACAAUUACAAGUGGAAUGAUAUCGACUGUACAGAAUACCGCAGAGCUAUUUGUCAAAAGCG
This is a messenger RNA of Candidula unifasciata, 214 nucleotides long. The record is from the annotation of a GenBank genome assembly. Lineage: Eukaryota; Metazoa; Mollusca; Gastropoda; Stylommatophora; Geomitridae.